CUGUCCUCUUACACCCUCUCCUCGGACUUCGGCAGCGAAUUCGCCAUCGACGUGGAUGACUUGGACCAGACAGACGAAGAGGUGAAAGAGAACGUGCGGAUGAACAAGAGCAUAAUCGAGACGGCAAAGCACCAGCCGUGGCCAAUGAACAAGAAGUACAAAAUGCUCAAACGCGCCAAAGCGUACGUCAAGAAACACGAAGGGGAGCUAGCACAAAGUAAACAAGCAAAGGACAUCUUCGCCAAGUACACCAUACUUCUAACCAAUUCGUGGCAUCGGCUCAAGCGAGAAGUAGCAGAGCUGGUCGUCAUUCUAACGCCAUGGGAAAUGCGCAUUAAACGAAUUGAAAGCCAUUUUGGAUCCGUGGUCGCUUCCUAUUUCACAUUUCUUCGAUGGGUCUUUUGGCUGAACUGCUUCAUCGCGCUGUUUGUAUGCUGCUUUCUAAUGGUUCCAGAGGUUCUGCGCGGGGACGAUGACCCAAGUGGUAUGCGGAAACAACUGGAGAGCGAAGAGAUGGAGAGUGCGCUGAACCUGCAAGCCAUCUGGGAGUUCGAGGGAUACCUCAAGUACUCUCCCAUUUUCUACGGCUACUACAGCAAUCGUGACAUGACUGAGGAAGGCUAUCGUCUGCCACUGGCAUACCUCCUCUCCUCGCUCACCAUGUACAUCUUCAGCUUCUUCGUCAUUCUAAGAAAAAUGGCGGCAAACUCGCGUCAGAGUAAAAUGACCGAGAAGGAAGACGAGUGCACCUUCACAUGGAAGCUCUUUUCCGGAUGGGAUUUUAUGAUCGGCAAUUCGGAAACGGCUCACAACAAAGUAGCCUCGCUGGUGAUGAGCUUCAAGGAAGCCAUCCUAGAGGAGAAGGAAAGAAAAAAAGAAGAAAGAAGAGCACUGGCCAACUUCAUAGUGAUCAUCUUACUAGCCUCAAGUGCCUACGCCGUAGUGCUCGUAGUUGAACGAUCUCAGGAGCCGGAGGCCGAAUCAAGUUGGUACAGGCAAAACGAAGUUACGUUAGUAGUUUCCAUGAUCUCCAACGUCUAUCCGAAUCUCUUUGAUGUUAUUGGACUCAUGGAGCAGUACCAUCCCAGAAUACAAUUGCGAUGGCAACUAGCAAGAAUUCUUGUUCUUUAUUUGCUGAAUUUGUAUACUCUCAUAUUUGCGCUCUUCGGAAAAGUAAUGACUAUGACAAGUGACCUGGUAGGCAUGAAGAAAAAUAUAACCGAUUUGCUGGACAUGGGUCUUCUGGAUCCGGUCAUCGCCAACACGACUACGUUUGAGCUGAACGCCACCACCGCACUCUACACCUCAACUUUAGGUGACGAUGCUCUGCUAGCAGCGACAACGGCCGAACCGUUUAUUGCAUCCAUAGCACAAGCGCUAGUGGGGCAAAGCUUCGCCUACAAUCCAUUCAAUCAAACGAACAACUGCACCAUCGUUCCCGUCAAUUGCACGCUUCUUCUACAACUGGGUGUGAACUUGACACGAGCAGGGUUAGUGCCCAUCCUUCAAUCGGACAGUUUAGUGGUCACCAAUGGUACGGUUCUCGAAGAAAUCGUAACGACUCUCCUGCCCUUUCUCAACGGAACUGAUACGACCGUAUCGAGCGAAGAAGGCACCACUACGGACUCGUCCACAAGUCGCCUUCUGGAGGGGUACGACGCCAUCUUUCUACGAAUCGCCAACUUCACAGUUAUUGGGGUAGCCAACUGGACGUAUCGUUUUCCGCCGGGCCCAGAUACCAACAUAUCGAUUCCGGUGAUUUAUGUGGACAACUAUUCGAAGACUGUCAACGUGACCGACGAGGAACAGGACCCGGCGCGGGACACCUUCUUCCCUCGUUGGAGAGGGACGACGGGCACUUCGAGGGACACUAACGAAACUACUGUGCCAACGUGGACAGACUGGACCACGACUUUGGAUCCCAACAACUGCACCGUGGUGUAUGUGUCUGUUUGUAAUGGUGUUACGGAUGGGCCGUUCGAUUUUACCUCAUGGACGUCUGAGACAUCGAAGACGUCCACGACCACAACAGAACCAAGCACGAGGAAACCGGGGAGUCCUCUUACGCCGGAGGACCUGCUCAAAGUGGACGAGCACACUAAGGAGCGCCUGCGGAAGCUGUGCUGGGAGACAAUGUUUGGUCAGGAGAUUGUUAAAUUGACAAUCAUGGACCUCGUGAUGACGAUUGCUUCAACUCUCAUCACUGACUUCAUUCGUGCACUGAUUGUGCGAUACGCAAACGAUUGUUGGUGUUGGGAUCUAGAACAGGGCUUUCCUGGAUACGGGGAUUUUAAAAUUGCCGAGAAUAUUCUUCAUUUGGUGAACAAUCAAGGCAUGGUUUGGAUGGGCAUGUUCUUCUCGCCUGGCUUGCCUGCCAUUAACACGGUGAAACUGUGUAUCAUGAUGUACGUGCGAAGCUGGGCCGUUCUCACGUGCAACAUCCCGCACGAGACAGUCUUCAAGGCAUCCGGUUCCAACAACUUCUACUUUAUGCUGCUGCUCAUCAUGCUCUUUGUGUGCACUCUUCCAGUAGGCUAUGCGAUGGUUUGGUUAGAACCUUCAUGGCACUGUGGACCUUUCAGCGGAUACUUUCGCGCCUACAGGGUCUUCACAACUUAUUUGGAUAACACCCUUCCAACGUGGAUGAACCAGAUUAUUGAAUACCUCACAUCUCCCGGCGUCGUAAUUCCGCUCAUAUUGCUACUCAUACUGAUAAUCUACUAUCUGGUGGCACUCACGGGUUCGCUCAGAGAAUCAAACAACGACCUCAAACUGCAGCUUCGAAGGGUGAGACAAAUCUCGAAUAUCAAUGACCCGAAACUUGCGCUUCUCUUUUCAAGAUAUGUUUCUUUGUUUCCCAUGAACUCUGGCGCAGUAAUCAUUUUUAUAUUUGACGUAACUUUCUGCCUUUACGAGGACGCAUUCAUUGUCGACGGAAGUCAUAACACGGACUGGCUUACGACACACGGUAUGAGAAUCUUCUGA
Messenger RNA from Ixodes scapularis (black-legged tick), 2985 nucleotides. Its product is annotated as transmembrane channel-like protein 3. Gene Ontology annotation, cellular component: plasma membrane. NCBI's taxonomy places the organism in Eukaryota, Metazoa, Arthropoda, Arachnida, Ixodida, Ixodidae. Gene Ontology annotation, molecular function: mechanosensitive monoatomic ion channel activity. Bases 100 to 2985 code for a protein of 961 amino acids. The transcript has 19 exons. The record is from RefSeq and is a predicted model, not a curated record.